CCUCCACCCCACCCACUUUAAAUGAAAAGAACAGCAUUACCAGAGUCAUCAAGACCUUAUAAAAGACACAAUGACAGACCAUUCAACAUUACUGUAGGUUCAAGCCAACAACAAGAGGAAGAACCUUUGUUGGGCGGUAAAACAAAGGGCGCUGUCUAUCUUCGUGACCAACACAAGGAAAAACCUUCAUUUGGAACAUUCAAUUAUGGCAACUUUCCCAGUUACUACUCGUCAGUUUCUAAAAUUAAAUAAAAACGCUCACCCCCUUCAUUCAAUACAAAAAAAAAGCAUAGAAAAAUUAACACGAUUUGCAAUAUAUAGAACACGACAUUUACAAGGCGAUGCGCUCAUCGAUCAUCGCAUCGAUAUGUUGGAUCCGACCUUAUUCAAUGGUAAAUACAUUUUGGAUAUCGGUUGUACCUCAGGCAACAUUGCCAUUGCCUUGGCCAGAAAAUACAAGCUAGCAUACAUCAAGGGUGUCGAUAUUGACGAAACACUCAUCAAGAAAGCAAUCAACAAUCUACGCGCUACGUAUUCAUUAAGAAAACCAGGAGAGACUGUCCCAGAGUCAUUUGACCUUUCCUUACGCUCUCAUUACUUUCCACAAAGCAUGACCAAUAUGUUUGGUAUGAUACCCAUGGCUGUCCCACCCAAUUUCCCAAAGACCGAAUUUCCCUGGACCGUCGACUUUGAGGCGGUGGAUUGGGCUAAAGAUGUGUACGAUGAAAACGAGCCGAAAUACGAUACACUCAUGGCUCUGAGUGUCACGAAAUGGAUCCAAUUACACCAUGGUGAUAAAGGCUUAAAAUCCUUCUUUAAAAAAUGCUACGAUGCUUUACGCGAAGGAGGUACUUUGGUCUUGGAACCCAUCGAAAUCAAAUUUAAAAAAAUGGCCAAAAAACUACAUGUUGAAAAGGUCGAUUAUCAUUUCUUACCUGAACAUUAUCAUGACUUUUUAAUUCAUCAACUUGGAUUUCGUGAAAUGCAGGAUUUAGGGUGUCCUAAAGGAUCCAAAACACCAAUUUUAUUGUUUAUCAAGUAAAACAAAUGUACCAUUUAAUAAAUCAUGUAAAAAGUAGUUUUGUUUUUUUUGGGCCUCAUACGAACAUGAACUGCAU
This is a messenger RNA of Mucor mucedo, 1118 nucleotides long. Its product is annotated as Bicoid-interacting protein 3-domain-containing protein. The coding region runs from base 206 to 1042 and encodes 278 amino acids. The transcript is spliced from 3 exons. Gene Ontology annotation, molecular function: O-methyltransferase activity; RNA methyltransferase activity; snRNA binding. The record is from RefSeq and is a predicted model, not a curated record. Gene Ontology annotation, biological process: snRNA modification. Lineage: Eukaryota; Fungi; Mucoromycota; Mucoromycetes; Mucorales; Mucoraceae.